GGUGGUACCCUGAAAAGGGCAGGUAGCCUGGAAAGGAUAAAAGGGAGAGGCUGCUGUUAUUGUUGCUGCUGCUUCUUUGCUAUUUCACUCCUUGCUGCUUCUGCCUACUGCUCACCACCAACUGGUUCUCCUCUGUGAUGUCCCUUUGCCAUGCUACCCAUCUUUGGAGCCAGCCAACUACAGACUGAAACCUCCACAAACUGGACAAGGUGCUUCUUGAAGGAUUGGAGUUUGUUGUUCAAAACGCAAUCAGAAAAGCCCCCCAGCCAAAUGGCUCUCGUUUUCGUGUAUGGCACCCUGAAACAAGGCCAACCCAACCAUGAGGUCCUGCUGAAUGCUGCACACGGCUCCGCGACCUUCCGGGGCCGGGGCCACACAGCUGAGCCCUACCCACUGGUGAUCGCUGGCGAGCACAACAUCCCCCGGCUGCUCCACCUCCCGGGCUGGGGCCACUGUGUGGCAGGUGAGAUCUACACAGUGGAUGAACAGAUGCUGCACUUCCUGGAUGACUUCGAGGGCUGCCCUAACAUGUACCAGCGCACUGCCGUGCAGGUGGCGGUGCUUGAAUGGAAGGGUGAGGACAGCCCUGGGGACAGCGUGCAAUGCUUCAUGUACAGCACGGCCACCUAUGCACCCGAGUGGGUCCACCUCCCCUACCAUGACAGCUACGACUCGGAGGGCCCACAUGGGCUGCGCUACAACCCCCGGGAGAACAGGUGAGAAGGGUUGGUGGCAGCAGCAAGGCCAGAGGGGACCUGCAGCUGCCUUGUCUCCUUGGCUCAGCCCAGAGACGCCAGUGCAAAAGCAGACAAGUGCCUCAGUUGUAAAACUCCCAUCUGGAAAGCAGAACUCUUUCCGUGAUGCUGAACCUACACUGCAGUUAGGUGGGGCCUCAUGCCUCACAUCCUCUCCGCCUCUGUAGUGAGGCCUGCAGCAUGGUGGGUUAGAGCUCUGGUGUCUGUGGGGUUGGGAGUAUUCGUUUAAAAAAACCUUCAAAUGCUAAUUUUGCCUAAAGGGCAUUGAGGGGACUCACAGAGUAUACUUCUCAUUCUUCUCUUUGCUUUGGUUUACUCUGAAUAUCGCAUACUCAAAGGCUAAGAACUGUGUCACAGUUGGUUUGCAGAUGACUGUACUCCUUCAAGCCUGCAGGAAAAGCCUAGGAAAAGUUUUAAUAGAAGCUGAUUUUUGAAUAGCUAAAUAUAAUUUUAAAAGCCUCAAGAAAACAUAUUGUACUUUUGAGACUGUAUGUAGCACAUUCUUCCUACCUUUUAGAACACACGGAAACUGUUCACGAUGCCCAUUUGAAAUUAAACUAGGUGCUUUGAGAGUAGCCCCCAUGUGUGGUGCUACAUGGGGUCCUCUUUUUGAUAUACUUUCCUAAUAGGAGGUUCUUUUCCUUCUAACUGAGCAGGUCGUGAAUACCCACUUGCUGGGAGACACAGCUGAGUACCCGGACUUCCUGGGGAUGCUGUUCUGAGUCUGAAUCCCAGCACCAGGCCAUCACUGCUCCAAAGCCGCAGCACUGGCAGGCAGGCCUUUCAGAGAAGAACCGGCACGUUAGUAAUUUGUUCUUCAGGACUGACAAAAAGCUUAGCUUCCACAUACAAACAGCACUUAAAAUAAUGCUAGCAAGGCACGAAGUACCAAUUACUACCCACCUCCAUCUGAUGAUCUGUCAGCGGAGAUUCAAGUCAGCACACGACUCUGCGUCUGCUCACCAGCAAAGGACAAAUGGAUUCCUAGAAUUUCAGGACCAAAUGAAGAUGCAGCUGCUGGUCCUUAGUAACCCUGUUCUCCAUUGGGAGAGCUCUCUUCUCUUCAACUUAAUGGUAGACUGUGAUCACUAACUACAUCUGGCACAAAAACACGAUUGUUAUUUUUAGCCUCUUCCUCUUAAUUGGAAACUUGUUUUGCAGAACACAGAAAGGCGAGGAUGGUUAUCACUGACAAGCUGGUGGCAGCUCUGUUCACUGUGGCUGCAGGUGAGGUGGCCCAUGGCGAUGAGUAAAGGACUGGGCAACAGCCUGUCCCCAGCUCAGUCAUUAGGCCCGAGAGUGACCUCCUGAGCGGUGCACAUCAAUCGUGACACGUGGGUGGAGCCACAACAGGGGAGCCUGCCCGCACUGGUCCUCAGUCUCCAGAGAAAGAAGGCAGUCAGCCCAUUACCAAACAGCGUGUGCUGAUUCCAUAGCACCAGAGACACAGAACUGGACUUACUUUUUUAAGGAUCAAAAUGAAAUGCUGUUAUUUAUCAUCAGCUGGGACAGCCUGUUGCCCAUGUGUAUACUGUCUUCAAGAAAAGGGAAAACUAAUAUUUAGACAAAUGCUUGGCUUUAUUGAUUUAAUUCUGACACCAGGAUAUCUCACAGCAGAAGUACACAUCAUCUGUACAAGGAUUUAUACCAGUAAAAAUUUCUGUUGGUGAUUUCUUGGCAAAUCAUUGGCUCUGACUUGUGUGGAAUAAGCAGGAGAGCCCAGGCCACUACAGAGUGAGUGCCCAGCUCCCUUAGGCUGGAGGUGGGGGAUAGGGGCGUACUGGAGCUUAUCAGGAGGCUAUGAAUGCAUCACUCCAAUGCCACCAGCAGAUCGCCUUCUCCAACUGUGUCUCCAGCUUUACAAUGCACCGAUUUCACCUUGAAUGUAAAAAACGGGACUGUGGAUCAUCACAGGAACCAGCACUGGUGGUCACCCAAGUCUGCUUCUGGGUGGGGUAGAUCUGAGCCUGCAGCUCAGGUCUCAACCACUCCACUGCAGGAGUCAGUGUUGUCCCUACAGAAGGGUGCCUCCCUUCCUCCUCUGUCCUCAGUCAGCCCAGGGAUGAUCAUCUCUGAGAAUUUUGGCUGCAGUCUGCCAGCUGGCCCCUUUUACUGGAUACUCAGGUCCAGGCCACGUUUACUUUUUGCAGCACUGGGAACUGAACCCAGAGCCUCAUGGAUACUAGGCAAAAGCUUGACCAUUAAGCUGCAGCCUCAGAACUUUUAAUAUUUUGUUCUGAGGCAGGGUCUCACUAAGAUGUACAGACUGGGCUUGAACUUGCAGUCCUUCUACCUCAGCCUCCGGAACAGCUGGGAUUACAGAUACAUACCACCACAUCUUAAAAUCUCACCAGCCAGCCCCUCACCCUUCCUGUGGGUUUAGACUGUAGAAAUGUUUGGAGAAUUAGUGUCAUACCUAGUUUCAGGUUAAAAACAAUUUUAAAAGCUGUACAACAGACCAAAUUAAGUACUAGUUAAAAAGAGAGCCUUCCCUUGCCUGGUCACAGCCCUCCUUUGGAAGAGAAAUGAAACGCCAGGAUCCCCGUGGCCAUACACUUGCCUUGGUGGCAUGAUGGACUGGAACUGCACCUUCUCAUUGUACUGAUGGCUCCCAAAUACAACUACGUGCUGCCUGCCUGGCUGUGCAUUCUGAUUUAGAAUUAGCAGGCAGGGGGCUGCAGUGCCUAAGGGACAGACACUCACCUCCUCCUCAGAGGCCGCCUGCUGGGCCUGGACAUGAACAAGUGGAGCAGAUAGCUGAGUAGCAGCGGUGCCCUGCCUGGGUUCUGCCGGUUACAGUUGGUAGACAGAAUGGAUCCUUUUCUCUUCAGGUUGGCCCAGUCUUAAAGGAUGGUGUGAGCCUAUGCAGUGAUUGCUUCACAGGGCUCAUCUCUGGUCCAUGCCGUUUGAAUUGAAGGGGAUGUUGGUUUGGUUUUUGUUUCUUGGUUUUUUGUUUGUUUGUUUGUUUGUUUUAUUUUGUGGCAAAGCCAAGGAGUUUGUUUAAGCACUGCUAUAUCUCUGGGUGGCAUCCUCACUCCUUAUUUUUUUCAAUGUUUUGUUUUUGAGAUGGUCUCUCCAACGCUCAUACUAGCCUUUAAUUUGCUACCCUCCUGCCUCAGCCUCCUGAGUAGCUGGGAUCACAGGCAGGCCCUAUCUUACCCAGCUAGGUGGCUGGUUUUUCUUAUGAUGUUUCUUAUGAUGUUCAACAUUACAUAAAUACUAUAUGUUUUAAUGAUGGUACAAUUA
This is a messenger RNA of Cavia porcellus (domestic guinea pig), 4001 nucleotides long. RefSeq names its product gamma-glutamylamine cyclotransferase (gene Ggact). NCBI's taxonomy places the organism in Eukaryota, Metazoa, Chordata, Mammalia, Rodentia, Caviidae. Gene Ontology annotation, molecular function: gamma-glutamylaminecyclotransferase activity. The record is from RefSeq and is a predicted model, not a curated record. The transcript is spliced from 3 exons. Bases 151 to 720 code for a protein of 189 amino acids. Gene Ontology annotation, cellular component: cytosol.